UUGUUGCUAUUGACAUAACCUAAAAUUAGAAUUGUAAAAUCACACAAAACAAUGAUCUUUCGUGAGAUUUUUCACGAAAAUGAGUUCAAAACACUUGUCACGACACUACGCCAACAAAAAUCUCUUAUUACAAAUAUACUCAAGCAAAAGAUAUGAAUCUACAAGUUCCAGUGUUACAAUUGAAGCAAACCCAGAAGAGCCUUUUCGCCCAAAGAAAACCACUAAAGUAGUUUCUCCCGAAGACAAGAAAUCUCAUAAAGUAAAAAUCAAGAAUUUUUUCCAAAAAAGCCCCCACCUAGCAGCUAUCAAGAAACAUAUUCCGGAAAAUUACCUAGCACUCAAAAGAGUGACCCCUCCGGACAAUUUGUACCUGAUUGAUAGUACCGUAGCGAAACAAGCAGCGAGUUACAUUAUUCCCGGCGUACGAAAAAACCACGAUCAAAUCAUCUGUGAAACGAACGCAGGACUGGGUUUAAUAACAUCUGAAUUACUUGAAAGUGGAAUAAAAUUAGUACGACUGUAUGAAGGCUGUGGCGAGUUUAAAGAGUACCUCAAAGAAAAGUUUAAAGAUUUCCAAGGUCGCAUAGAAUUAUUUUCCAAAGACAUUUUUCUUUUGCACCGAUACGCAUACAUAGAUAAGCAGGAUAACGGUAGCAGGGUGGAACAGUUGCUUCAAGGGGUCCCUAGAAAAAACUGGGAUGAUGGUCCUGUAAUGACAAUCAUCGGGUCUUUCCCCAACAUGAACUUUGUUCGGUUUUUAAUGAAAUCGUUAGUUUUACAAAAUUUUGUGGUGUCUUUAGGUAGAAUCCAGUUGUAUGUGUUCAUGAGACCUAGAGACUUCAUAGUGUUGACCGCUGGCCCCCAUUUGAAUCUACACACAUAUCAACGGUCGUCGGUCAUUUUUAAUUUAUUUUUUAAUUACGAACUGUUGGAGAAAUUUCCCAGAGAAGUUUUUCUUCCCUGGCAAUCUUUAAAAUCUCAACAAAUUCGUCGUUACCCUGGCCAGAUCGACAACGACCAAAUGUACUUCGUCAAGAUCAAUUUUAAAAGAAAUCUUCCAGUGGCGGCAGAUAACUUACUACCUUUUUACUCAUUUGUUAAUCAGUUUUUUGGUAGAGGAACAACUAAAGUAAUUCCUGUGCUAGAAAAAUGGGUUCCGGGCUGCGGACUCGACAUAAUGUUGCCGAAAUUGAAACAUAAAGACUAUUUUAAGAAUAUGAAUAUUUUCACGCAGUUUGGUGAGCUGACGCCGCAGCAAAUUUUGUCCGUAUUUGAGGAAACCAUAAACCACCCCCAUUACGAAAAGAGCCACUUUAUGAAUAUGAUUGAAUCUCACUUGGCCAAAACCGAGACGAUUGAAAGCUGUUUGGACGACAACAUGCCAGAAAAAACCGCAGACACCUCGGAUACCGACCACACCCUUUGAUAUUUAUUACUGUUAAAUAAAAAACUAAAAUUCA
This is a messenger RNA of Zophobas morio, 1460 nucleotides long. RefSeq names its product dimethyladenosine transferase 2, mitochondrial (gene mtTFB2). Gene Ontology annotation, cellular component: mitochondrial matrix. Lineage: Eukaryota; Metazoa; Arthropoda; Insecta; Coleoptera; Tenebrionidae. Gene Ontology annotation, biological process: transcription initiation at mitochondrial promoter; rRNA methylation. The transcript has 7 exons. The coding region runs from base 80 to 1426 and encodes 448 amino acids. Gene Ontology annotation, molecular function: rRNA (adenine-N6,N6-)-dimethyltransferase activity; mitochondrial transcription factor activity. The record is from RefSeq and is a predicted model, not a curated record.